Messenger RNA from Suillus bovinus, 533 nucleotides. RefSeq lists its product as uncharacterized. The record is from RefSeq and is a predicted model, not a curated record. The annotation marks the transcript as partial. NCBI's taxonomy places the organism in Eukaryota, Fungi, Basidiomycota, Agaricomycetes, Boletales, Suillaceae. The transcript has 3 exons.
GAACGACAGGUUUGUUUGGGGAAAAGUGAGGCCCAUGUCCGAUGAUGUCCCCAUUACUUCACGGGGCUUCUUUCAGAUGCCGAGAUUGGAUCCAUGCAUCGACAGAUAUUCCCUGGCAUAUUCGAGGACUAUCAUAAUCUACGUCCCCUGCGAGGCGCGGCCGAACUGUUGGCUUAUGAUGAAGACUGGCCUAUGUUGUACGACAAAGAGGCCCCGAAAAAGAACCAAGUAAAAGUAUGUCUUGUGCAACAGGCAACAUCUGUCAUCGGCAACGUGGAACAACUCAUCACCAAUCAGAGUUUCCAUGACGGUAUACGCAAGCACAUGGAAAGCAUUUUAACUGCCCUUUUUGAGCUGUCUAAACGGGAGCGCCUGCGCGAUUAGAACAAAUUUCCCUGAAGCAACGAGUAGCCUGUGAUGUGGCAUUUUGGGAUCGAGAUAGUAUAGGGAUGAUCUUUGCUGCUGGAUUGAUGGAAUCUACAGCCAUUGCGUAAAAGCUAUCUUUACUCGUACUGAACGGCAGUUCAGGAAUC